Messenger RNA from Panonychus citri (citrus red mite), 829 nucleotides. RefSeq names its product myotubularin-related protein 1-like. The record is from RefSeq and is a predicted model, not a curated record. Bases 146 to 814 code for a protein of 222 amino acids. NCBI's taxonomy places the organism in Eukaryota, Metazoa, Arthropoda, Arachnida, Trombidiformes, Tetranychidae. The transcript has a single exon.
CUACGUUUCCUGUUCCCUUACAUCAAUUGAGUCAAUUGUUUACAAUUAUUCCAGUGGUUAGUUAGUCUUUGGUUCUCGUCCUUGAUCGUCGUCCCCACUUUGUCCUCUGUUUGUGUCUCUUUCUCCUUGUCACCAAUCGUAAUCAAUGGAUCCUGAUAAUCCAGUCGCAGUCGAUCAACUCACAUGUAUUGUUAGUCUUUCCGACGAAAAACCGCCUUUGCAACCAGAUCUUAAUUAUUCAGCAAAUGCGCUUGAAAUGAAAGAAUCUUUGACGUAUUUCGAAUACUGCAGACUCAAAUUCGACGAGGAUUUCGGCUAUGCCAGUCCGAAUCACGUCACUUAUCAGGAUGUCACAACCAAUGUCUCUGAAAACGGACUAGAACCCAAAGAGAAACCUCGGUACAGAAUCAGUACAGCCAAUGAAGAUUUUCAACUCUGUCCAAGUUAUCCUCGUUUUUUAAUCGUUCCCGCUGAGAUAAGUGACGACGAACUCAAGAUUGUGGCCAAUUUCCGCUAUCAAUAUCGACUGCCUGUCAUCACUUGGAGAUAUUACAAAAACGGAUGUGUUAUUGCGAGAAGUAGUCAACCUUAUGUAGGCCUAUGGGGUUCACGCUCUGAUACCGAUGAGAAACUUAUUCACCUGAUUGCCACUAGUUCAAUGGUUCUGAGUAGAGCGAAACACAAACCCACGCCCAUUGAGCAAGAUGAAAAAUCAGAUGAACAAGUCAACCAAGUAAUCAAACAAGAGACUAAUGAAGACAAAAAUGAAUCCAAUCUAUCAAAGAAUGAGAUUGACCCUAUACAAAACACAUGAUGGUUGUUGAUUGUC